Molecule: messenger RNA, 2346 nt
Organism: Plasmodium falciparum 3D7
Lineage: Eukaryota; Apicomplexa; Aconoidasida; Haemosporida; Plasmodiidae
Exons: 1
Coding region: 1-2346 (781 amino acids)
Source: RefSeq, a predicted model, not a curated record
AUGAAGAAUUUUUGUUUAACUAAAGGAAAAGUAAAGAAUGUAAUUAACUACGCGAUUUUAUUAUGUAUAUAUAUAAUAAUAUGGAUACUACUAACUUUAUAUUGUUUGUUUAAUAAGUUAAAGAGUUAUAUUAUAAGCUUACAACUAAUAUGUAAAUAUAUUAUUAUACAAAUUGUCAAAUGUAAUAAUGUGAACGAUUUAAAUUUGAAUAAUUUAAAAAAUAAAAGUAAUAAAAAUUUUCAAUUUUUAAAGAAUAAAAUAUAUAAUAUAUUUUAUAAUUGUCUUUCUAGAAAAAAUGAAAAGCAUGAUGAUAUUUUUAAAAUAUAUAAGAAUAUUAACAAGGUACCUAAACACAUAUAUAUAGUAUUUAAAAUAAGUGAUUUAAUAAUAUUGAACAGUGAAAAACUUAUAAAUCAUAUCGUUAAUAUAUUAAUAUAUUUGUAUGAAUUUAAAAUUGAGCAUGUAACCAUAUAUGUAUCUGAUCAUUUUUUCGAUUAUAUAUUUUACUAUGAUUUGUUUAAAUACUUAUAUAAAAAGAAUUUCUACAUGAAAUGUGUUAUAAAAGAGAAUAACAUAAGUAACAAUAAUAAUAACUUUAUUAGUAGUAAUGAUAAAUGUAAUAAGAAAAAUUAUUUUUCUUGUAAUUAUAAUAACCAUAUUUAUGAUACAAAUAAAUCGUUUCAAUGUUAUCAUCAUACAGAUGAAUUUGUCAUAACAAAAUUUUCUCUCCCGCAAAAUAUUCCUCCUCAAGAGAAUUCGAGUCCAGAAUUAUUUUACCGAAAAAGGAAAAACAAAGAAAAAAUGAAUAGUAAUAAGAAUAAAAAAGGUAAUUACAAGGAUGAUCAUAUGAAUAGUUAUAAGGAUGAUCAUAUGAAUAGUUAUAAGGAUGAUCAUAUGAAUAGUUAUAAGGAUGAUCAUAUGAAUAGUUAUAAGGAUGAUCAUAUGAAUAGUUAUAAGGAUGAUCAUAUGAAUAGUUAUAAGGAUGAUCAUAUGAAUAGUUAUAAGGAUGAUCAUAUGAAUAGUUAUAAGGAUGAUCAUAUGAAUAGUUAUAAGGAUGAUCAUAUGAAUAGUUAUAAGGAUGAUCAUAUGAAUAGUUAUAAGGAUGAUCAUAUGAAUAGUUAUAAGGAUGAUCAUAUGAAUAGUUAUAAGGAUGAUCAUAUGAAUAGUUAUAAGGAUGAUCAUAUGAAUAGUUACAAGGAUGAUCAUAUGAAUAAUUACAAGGAUGAUCAUAUGAACAAUUACAAGGAUGAUCAUAUGAAUAAUUACAAGGAUGAUCAUAUGAACAAUUACAAGGAUGAUCAUAUGAACAAUUACAAGGAUAAUCAUAUGAAUAGUUAUAAGCAUAAUCAUAUGAAUAAUUAUCAUAGCACACAUUUUAGUUAUGAUAAAUUUUCCCUUCAUCUCAAAUUUUUAAACAAAGAUAAAUCACACAAGCACUUGAUCAAAAUCGCAAAGGAAAAAGGAAAUAUGUUAUCAGAAGGUGUAUUAAUAAAUGACAUGUUAAAUUUUUCAUAUACAAACAUAGAAUCAGUGAUAGAAAAAAUAUAUCAAUUAGAUAAAAAUUAUAAUAAUAAAUACACAGAUAAUAUUAAAAAUAUUAAAAAAACUGGGAACAUACUUUUUUAUGUAUUUUAUUUUUUACAACAAACAAAACAUAUAUUCUUAUUAAAAAUGAAUUGUUUAUAUUAUAUGCUAUCAAAAAAUAUAUUGUUAAAAGUGUUAUCAAAGGAUAAUUUAAGAAAUUAUUCAUAUAAUAAUAUAUACAGAAAUGUAUAUUAUAUAUGGAAUAUAUUAAAAUCACCUUUUUCUUUUCAUUCAAAAUAUAUAGAAAAAGAAAUAAACAAUAAAGAAAAAGUAAUAGCAAAAACUAAUGAAAGUAAAAAUAUAACUAUAAGUAUUAUACAUAAAUUAUUCAAUAAUGUUAUUACACAAGAUGAAAAAUGUAUAAAGAAUAUUAAAGAAUUAAUAAAUAAAAAUAUCCCUAUGUAUGUUAAACCAAUAUACCAAGAUUUAUUUAACCAUAAUGUUCAUACACUAUUCAAUCCUACAAGUGUUGAUAUAGUCAUAUCUUUAAGACUUAGUUUAUCUGACUAUCUUAUUGAAAUAUUUCAUUUGUUUUAUCACAAAAAAUAUAAUAUAAAAAAAUUAAACCCUUUCCAUUUUUUUAUGCAAUAUAUUAGUUCCUUUCUAUUUUUAUAUAAAGUCGUACAUCCUUUUGAACAAAAUGGAAUACAACCAUGGGUUCUAUCCAAUUCUGAAUUAUAUGAAUUUUAUGGUUAUCAUAUUAAUUCAUUAAAAAAAUCUAUACUAUAUUAUAAUAGGUCUACACAAAGGUGUGGCCACUAA